UGCGCUGCUUGGCGCUGCCGCUGCAUUCCGAGGCCGCGCCGCGCGGGGAGAGCACCGCGACGACCGCGAGCCGCGAGCACCGCGACAAGGGACAGGGCCAGAGACAGGAACAGGAAGACAGGAGGGCAGGGCGCCGAUUCUCCGCAUUGCCGCAUUGUGCCGCGUGCCUGUCACGGCUCUGCAGCUCUGCACGGCACGCCGCGCCGCCUGCCAGGCCUGCCAGGUCACACUCCCGCCCAACUUGGAGGCGCCGUCAGCCGCAGAGAUAGUCAUCUCCGUCAGGACCCUGUUGACGUCGAGCGGAGCGCCAUGCCGUGCCCAGGUAAAAGCUGUGGGGGCGGCCCCGGAUACAAGACCCCACUGGAUGCUAUGAAGAAUGGACCCAGGGAGAAAAUCCUGUAUGUGCCAUGCAUCCAGCCAGAAGGUGACAAAGCGACCAAGCCAGACUAUUUAGCUACAGUUGAUGUCGACCCAGAGAGCCCUACUUUCUGCCAGGUGAUUCAUCGUCUACCCAUGCCGUAUAGCGGAGACGAACUUCACCACUCUGGCUGGAACGUGUGCUCCUCAUGCCAUGGUGAUCCUGAUCUGAAAAGAGACCAUCUCGUUCUUCCCGGUUUCAUCAGUAAUCGAGUAUAUUUUGUUGAUGUUUCAAACCCCAGUGCUCCAAAACAUGAUAUGAUUGUGGAACCUGAAGAAAUGCUGAAGCUGGGUGUGAGCACUCCACAUACUGCCCACUGCCUGUCUACAGGGCAGGUCAUGAUCUCAACACUGGGAGAUGGAAAAGGGAAUGGAAAAGGGGAAUUUGUCCUCAUUGAUGCAAAGACUGCCAAAGUUACUGGCUUAUGGACCAAAGGCCCUCAAGCAAAAUUUGGAUAUGACUUCUGGUAUCAGCCAUACUUUGACGUCAUGAUAGCUAGCGAAUGGGGUGCUCCUCGUGGUUUUGUAAAUGGUUACGAAACUGAAUAUGUUUUCAACAAGGAAACUUAUGGUCAGUCUUUAAAUGUGUACUCAUGGUCAGAACAACGUUUGCUUCAAACAAUUGACUUGGGAGAGGAAGGCAUUGCUCCACUUGAGUUGCGAUUCCUUCACAAUCCUCGUAAGCCAAUUGCUUUCGUUGGAUGUGCAGUAUUUGCCAACAUUUUCCGAGUUACCCGUAAGGAAGACGGAACUUGGUUUGCUGAAAAGGCAAUUGAUGUUCCAGAAAAGAAGGUUGAAGGAUGGGUUUUACCAGAAAUACAAGGGUCAGUAACCGACAUCUUGAUCUCUUUGGACGACCGAUUCCUAUACUUCAGCAACUUCCUCCAUGGUGAUGUUCGUCAGUAUGACAUUUCUGACCCUUUCAAUCCUCGCCUGACUGGUCAAGUAUUUUUGGGUGGAAGUGUUUGUAAGGGUGGACCCGUCAAAGUGGUAGAGGAUAAAGAACUCAAGGAGCAACCUGAGAGGCCUGUUGUCAAGGGAAGGACCCUCCACGGGUCCCCACAGAUGCUGCAGCUGAGUUUGGAUGGAAAGCGGCUGUACGUGAGCAGCGCGCUCUUCUCCCCCUGGGACCGCCAGUUCUACCCCGACCACGUCAAGCAUGGGUCCUUCAUCGUCCAGCUGGACGUCGACGUCGAAAACGGGGGCAUGAAAGUCAACCACGACUUCUUGGUGGACUUCGGCAAGGAGCCGGAGGGUCCAGUGCUCGCGCACGAGAUGAGGUAUCCUGGCGGCGAUUGUACUUCAGACAUCUGGCUGGACAGUGGAGACAAAGAGUGACGGACCUUCAAGGGAAUGGCCCAUGUUCUACCACUGGCACUCAUCAGACAUCUUUUAUAUAAAAUUUCCUAUGCUUUUAUCUUUUAA
Thrips palmi is the source of this 1842-nucleotide messenger RNA. Its product is annotated as methanethiol oxidase. Gene Ontology annotation, molecular function: selenium binding. Lineage: Eukaryota; Metazoa; Arthropoda; Insecta; Thysanoptera; Thripidae. The record is from RefSeq and is a predicted model, not a curated record. The coding region runs from base 310 to 1755 and encodes 481 amino acids. The transcript is spliced from 10 exons.